Messenger RNA from Manis javanica (Malayan pangolin), 1169 nucleotides. Lineage: Eukaryota; Metazoa; Chordata; Mammalia; Pholidota; Manidae. The record is from RefSeq and is a predicted model, not a curated record.
UUUCCGGCGGCGCGAGGCGAGAGGCGCGAGUGGAGUGUGGCGCGGGCGCGUCCCCUUCUCGCGGUGACGGCGGAGUCCGAGGAGCCCAGCCUGUCGCGGGGCCGGGCCUGCGGGGCGCGCCGGGAAGCCGCCGCCUCGUCCCGCUUCUCCGCCGAGGCGCCGGGCGGCCGGGCAGCAGGUCCAGGGCUCAGGCGGCGCCCGGGGCCUCCGGGGCCCUCCCGGGCUCAGCAUGCCCGGGGUGAAGCUGACCACCCAGGCUUACUGCAAGAUGGUGCUGCAUGGUGCCAAGUACCCCCACUGCGCCGUCAACGGACUGCUGGUGGCCGAGAAGCAGAAGCCGCGCAAGGAGCACCUGCCCCUGGGCGGCCCGGGCGCGCACCACACGCUCCUCGUGGACUGUAUCCCCCUCUUCCACGGCACCCUGGCCCUGGCGCCCAUGCUGGAGGUGGCCCUCACCCUGGUAAGCAGCUGGUAGUGCUCUGAGAAUUCAUUGAGUGACAUAAACUGGAACAUGGUAAGCUCACUGGUCGUCUUUUGCAGUCCAACCCAGGUUGCAGAAAAGGUGGCCUCAAGAAUCGCCGAGGGAUUCGGCGAUGCGGCCCUCGUCAUGGUAGACAACACUAAGUUUACAAUGGACUGCGUGGUACCUACAAUCCAUGUGUACGAACACCAUGAAAACAAAUGGCGGUGCAGAGACCCACACCAUGACCACUGUGAAGACUGGCCAGAGGCCCAGAGGAUCUCGGCGUCGCUCCUGGAUGGCCGGUCCUACGAGACGCUGGUGGACUUCGAUGACCACCUGGAUGACAUUCGGAAUGACUGGACAAACCCCGAGAUCAAUAAAGCUGUUCUGCACCUGUGUUAGGGAGGGAGUUCACUGACUUGUCUCUGGGCAUUUCCACUACACUGAAGAAGAAAAGCUAUUUUUUAAUGUAAAUGAAAUCUUUCAGCCUUUGUGGAAAGCUGGCAGUUUUCAGAAGUGGUGUGUGCCUUGCAAGAGGGCAGAAUGCCCAUCUGUCAUCUUUUUAAUGCAGUCUCUAGAAGAGGCACAGGCCGUCCCACCUGACUGUCCCUGUGGGGUCCUUCCCAGGUGUAUGUUGCUAUAAUUCUCCAAAUCAAAGCUAUUUCUGCUUGUCCAAGAUUGUUCCUAUUAAACAGUUUUAACUAAC